AUGGCGCAUCCAGAGUGGUGGCCAGGCGAGGACCAUGAAGCCUUCACAAUCUGGGCCCUGGAGAAUGGCGUUGAGGCCCUUGGUGUGACGCCAGCUAGGUUCCCAGGCAGAGGCCUAGGCAUGAUGGCGACUCGAAAGAUCAAGAAAGGAGAAGCCGUGGUUCAAGUCCCCACGAGCGUGAUCCUAACAAUGGAGAAACUCCCUCUCGAGUUUAAGGACCAAUUUCCCGAAGGUACGGCCGUGCAGACAAUUUUGGCCGCGUACUUCACCUGUGGUGACGAUGAAGAGCUGGAGCAGUAUGCGCUUUGGCGCAGAGCCUGGCCAACGCGCCAAGACUUUGAAGAUAGUCUACCGCUACUGUGGCCCAAGGAGCUCGGCGGUCUUUCUUGGCCGGACAGCGACACUGAAAAGGGAGAGGCGAAUGGCCAGACUGAUCUGCCGCAAUUGCUUCCUCCAUGUAUCUCAGGUCAUUGGAGCACAGUUCAGAAAGGAAGUGGGUUCAAGGAGUACGAGAGUGAGCAUCAGAAGCUGCUCCCGGCGCAGCAAAUACGACUGCGGAAAGCGUGGGCAGAUGUCAGUGUAGCAGUUCCGGGGAUUGAUUGGAAGUCAUUUUCGUAUCAUUGGCUUAUAUUGAACACGAGAAGCUUCUACUGGGUCGCUGCGGGUGAGGAGCCUCCCGAGGACCGUAAUGAUGCAAUGGCCAUGUUGCCAUUUGCAGAUUACUUCAACCAUGCAAACAUCGAGUGCGAUGUCAAAUUCGAUGAAGAUGGAUACACCCUCCGGGCAACCGAAGAUUACGAAGAGGGAGACGAAGUGUACAUGAGUUACGGUGGACAUCCCAACGAUCUUCUGUUGGCAGAAUACGGUUUCUUCCUAGAGCACAGCAACGCCGACUGCCUCUACCUGGACGACAUCAUCUUCCGUGACCUUGACAAUAAAGACAAGCAAGAGGAGUUGUGGCUCUAUCAAUACUACGGCAAUUAUCAACUUGUUUCUCAAGGCGUUUGCUACCGCACUGAAGUGGCGGCAGCCCUAGUAUACAUGAGUGAAGAGGAUUGGAGAUCCCAUGUCCUCGAAGGCUCGACCAAGGUAUUAGACGAAAAUAAGUCGGAGACCAUCAUCAAGGGAUGGAUCCAAACGUACGCCGCCGAAGCAGAUGCGGCAAUCGCAUCAUUGCAGCAGGCGAUGAAGUCGCACGCUGUGGUCAAAGCCCAUCGCCAGAAAGGGGAGACUUUGUUGCGACGGUGGACGCAGAUCAAAAGCAUAUGCGAGAGUGGUCUGGCGUCAAUUGAUCUCUAG
This is a messenger RNA of Penicillium diatomitis, 1299 nucleotides long. RefSeq lists its product as uncharacterized. NCBI's taxonomy places the organism in Eukaryota, Fungi, Ascomycota, Eurotiomycetes, Eurotiales, Aspergillaceae. Gene Ontology annotation, molecular function: protein binding; protein-lysine N-methyltransferase activity. The transcript has 5 exons. The record is from RefSeq and is a predicted model, not a curated record. The coding region runs from base 1 to 1299 and encodes 432 amino acids. Gene Ontology annotation, biological process: peptidyl-lysine monomethylation.